AUGUCCGGCUUGUGGGCCGUUGAAGAAGACGAAGAACUGCUGAAGUUCGUGGUCGAACAGGCCAGAAAAUCGAAAGAACCGCUGAAUUUGAGACAGUUGUAUAGGGAUUAUACGGCGUCCGGAAGGACGGACCGGACCGAAAAUGCGUGUUACGACAGGUCAGGGAUGGAAUUUUGACCGUUUUCAGAUCUUCAGAUCAUCCGAACUUGGCACGAUUAUCAGUCCGACUGAAACUUUCAAGGUAUAUACUCCAAGCCAAGACUGAUAAUCCUGCCAAGUUAGGCUCCGAUCAGAUGAUCGGAAAUAUGCCAAAAAUGCAAAAUGAGCUCCUCCUCACAGAUUCCGCUCGCGCAUCGGCCCGAAUGUCUACUCGAUGGAUCAUCUUGAUUUGGAAACCAAAGUCCGCAUCAUCGUCGCCUUCUCCGUUCCGAUCAAUGAAGAGUUUCUGAAGAAGUUGCGAGAGCACGCAGAAGUGAAAACGGACGAAAACGGAUGCAUCCGGAUGUAUAGGGAGCAGGGCGGUCUGGAGAUAGAACGAAAGACCCACCGAUUUCGUUGUUCUCCGUUCAGAAAAGAGGAUGACGAGCGGGCGAUGCAGUUCCUCGCGAAAAGGGCGGUGCAAACGAAGAAGUGCAUUUCGAUGUGUGCCUUUUGGCAAGAAUACACGAGGAUCAGUAAGAUUAGCGCAUCGUGGAAAUCCUUGGAUCGAAGGUUCGUAUCAUUUUGAGCCAAGACGCAGUAAUCGCGCUCAGUUGCUAAUCUGGCCGAGUUUUUGUAAAGUAAUAUACAUGAUUCUGAACAGAACGGGUUCGCAGUGUAACAUAUGAAACGUUUUCAGAUUCCGUCGAUACCUGGCCCCCAUUAUUCAUCUGAUGGAUGAGUUUGACACACAGACGAAAGUGCUGAUGCUCUUCUGUUCGAGCACUCCGGUCGAGAAGCAAUUUCUAGAAAAGUUGAGUGAACGGGCGGUGGUGGAGGUGGAUGAGAAGAGGAAAAUCACAAAGUACGCGGGAGACGGACUGGAGCUCAUUCAGAAGAAGAAGGAAAAAGCUCGGAGUUCGAUCGGUAAGAGAAGGAUAUUCCUAUCAGAAUCAGAAUCGGAAUCGGAGUCUUCUGAAUCCCGUCCGAUUCUUAGAACGCGAAAAAGGCUGAAAAAGAUGGUUGUGGACGAAGAAUCGGAUGAAGACAGCUCGGGAAUGAGCUCCCCCAACGAAUACUCGUUCCUAGACGGCCCGCCUCCAGUCAAAAUUGACAAAAAGGAGAAGGAGCUGUUCAAAAUGGGCGCGGUGAAGACGGAAACGUCUUCGGAACCUCCGGAAUACAUGGAGAAGUUCAUGAGCUCGAUGAAAGAGAUGAUGAGCUCGCAGGCGAGUCCCGCCCCUCCGGACUACAUGAAAGACUUUAUGAGCUCGAUGAAGGAGAUGUUCGAGUCACAGCUCCGAUCGCAAACACAGGUCAUGAGGCAGUUUAUCGGGUAAGCAGAUCUCUCUGACACAUGCAAUAAAUAUAUAUUGUAGAUCGGGACCGACGGCUGCCAGCUUUACGAACGCGAGCAAGAAGAUUGUGCUCAAUUACUUCAAAAAUCUCAUUCAAGAAUUGGACGACCCGGAACUGAGCAUGACUGAGCAGAAACUGAACGAGUCGAUCGGAAAACUUAGCGCUGGCGAUGAGAAACUGUCGGCGGAGGAGAUGAAAAAAAUGAAAAGCAUGCUGAAAGGCCUCGACGACAUUCUGAACUAA
Caenorhabditis sp. 36 PRJEB53466 is the source of this 1740-nucleotide messenger RNA. NCBI's taxonomy places the organism in Eukaryota, Metazoa, Nematoda, Chromadorea, Rhabditida, Rhabditidae. The record is from the annotation of a GenBank genome assembly.